GAUUGGGCUAAUGAAGACGGGCAUUCCAAUAAAUACACGGGACCUCGGUUUUUCGUCACACCCGAAUGACUAGACAGCUGCACCACAGACACGUGGAAACCACGCCAGAAAUUGCCGAUGAUCGAACACGCUUUUGUCUGUACACCCCUUUGUCUGUGGUUUGGAGAUAGGGGCGCCUUCUCUACAUCGUGUGCGAUAUCACCUUCGGUGGAAGCGGACGUUAAACACUUUUCAUUUCAAAUAUAUUGACAACUAUGUUAUAAAUAGACUAUGACGACUGACAGUACUAUAAAUAGAACAUGAUACUAGUCACGUUGUCAGUAAACACGUAUAAACAUUGAACGUUUUCAGGUGAACUUAAAGAAAAGAAACCACACUGUAUUAACUAUACUAGUGUACAUUUGUUGCAUUGUUUUUGGAUUAUCGAUUAGGACUUUGAAUUAUGACGUCACGGGUUAAAGGUGCUCAACUGUGAAUAUUAGUAUAUUUUAACCUGUUACAGGUAAUUCGACAACAGGUAACUGAUAUAUAUAUAGGUUAGAUGUAUACAUAUGUGCGUGUGUACAUAAACAAUAUAAUGACAUUGAAGGUAUGAUAUGCUUAUAAAUACUAUACUAUAUUACAGGUAUAUCGACAACAUAUAAGCUAUAUGUAUGUAUAUAUGUAUGUAUGUAUAUAUGUAUGUACAUAAGCUAUAUGCAUGUAUAUAUGUGUAUAUUUACAUAAACAAUAUGACACUAUACCAGUUGAAGGUAUGAUAUGCUAUGAAUACUGUACUAUAUUAGUAUUAGUAAAAGUAGUAUCCGAUUUAAAAACCAUAAGGAAGUACCAAUUAUUCAACAGUGUGGAAGUAUCGGGUUUAUGAUAUAGUUUUUGAAAUAGCAGUUUUAAUAGAAUUCUCGGUGUAUACUCAUCAACAUUGUGAGGGUAUCGGCUUUAUGAUAUCGUUUAUGAAAUAGCGGUUUUAAUGGACUUUUCGUUGUGCAGUCAUCAACAAUGUGAGGGUAUCGGGUUUAUGAUAUGGUUUAUUAAAUAGAGGUUUUAAUAGAACAUUCGGUGUACAGUCAUCAAGAUAUUGUGUUUAUAUGUCGAUUGAUUAUUCAACAUGGCAUCCAUUGUUAAACAAGAUAUCAAGUUACCUGGUGAAUUUAAAGAUAGCUUAGCUUUUGGCUUAUACAACGUGCUUACACCGCAGGAAUGUAAAGAAUUUAUUGAUAAGACGGAAGAGAUGGGAUAUGAAGCUGCUCUAUUAAAUAUUGGAAGCGGCGUACAAAUUCUUGAAACAAGCGUAAGAAAUAACACUCGAUGUAUCUGGGAUUCCAUAGAACAAGCUGACGUACUCUGGGGUCGUGUUCAAAAAUAUGUCGCUUCUGAGUUCAAAGGUUAUCCAGUUUUAGGGUUAAACGAAAGAUUGAGAUUUUUAAGAUAUGAUCCAGGAGAAUAUUUUAAACCACAUUAUGACGGAAUUUAUGAACGAGAUAAUGGAGAAAAAAGUUUGAUAACUUUACAACUUUAUCUAAAUGAGGGUUUUAAAGGGGGCUCAACAACUUUUAUAUCUGAGACAACUGGUGAACGUGUGGAAUUUGUUCCUAAAACAGGAGCUGCAUUGAUUUUCCAACAUGAUAUUCUACACGAAGGUUCAUUGUUAGAAGAAGGUAGAAAAUAUGCGUGUAGAACAGAUAUUAUGUUCGGUAAAGAUAAAAUACACAUUGCCAGAUGAUGGCGAUGCUAACAUAAGUGACGAACUCUGCUGAUGAUGUGACAAAUUCGAUCGACGAUGUUUGCCGAUAUGAUAAAUUAUAUUGCCAUGCUCACCGAUGUGAUGAAUUCUAUAGACGAUGUUUACCGAUCAUGUGAUAAAUAAUAUUGACGAUGUCUACCGAUGUGAUGAAUUAUAUUCAUGAUGUGAUAAAUUAUAUUGUCGAUGCUUACCGAUGUGAUGAAUUCUAUAGACGACGUUUACCGAUGAUGUGAUAAAUUAAAUUGACGAUGUUUACCGAUGUGAUGAAUUAUAUUGACGACGUUUACCGAUGUAAUGAAUUGUAUAGACGAUGUUUACCGAUAUGAUGAAUUAUAUUCAUGAUUCUUACUGAUGUGAUGAAUUAUAUGGAUGAUGUUUACCGAUUUGAUGAAUUCUUUUCACGAUGUUUACCGAUAUAAUGAAUUCUAUUCACGAUGUUUACCGAUGUGAUAAAUUUUAUGGACGAUGUUUACCGAUGUGAUACAUUAUAUGGAUGAUGUUUACCGAUGUGAUGAAUUAUAUUCGCGAUGUUUCCCGAUGUAAUGAAUUCUAUGCACGGUGUUUACCAAUGUGGUGGAGUCUAUUGACGAUGUUUAUCGAUGUAAAAAAUUAUAUGGACGAUGAUAAAUUAUAUAGACGAUGUUUACCGAUGUGAUGAAUUAUAUUCGCGAUGUUUCCCGAUGUAAUGAAUUCUAUUGACGAUGUUUACCAACGUGGUGGAUUCUAUUGACGAUGUUUACCGAUGUGAUGGAUUCACGAUGCUUACUGAUGUGAUAAAUUAUCUUCACGGUUGCUAUGGACGUCAUAGGCAAUAUGUAUUCUUUCGACAACGAUUACUUUACGUAUUAGUAAUUUUUGACGAAAUGUAAUCACAUUUUCGAUGAUUCAAAACCGAAAAGUUUCUAAUCACGAUUGUAACACAGCAUUUAUGUUACCCAAAUUCAGGUUAUUUUAAUAGUUUAAAAGCACCAACUUUUCCAUUAAUUGAUUAUAUACAUUAUCUUGGAGUGUUUCUAAGUUUCACCAUACAGUCAACAAAAUGUAAUACCACGCUAUCUACGGGGCAUGGCUAACGAAGGUGAUAAUUGAAAAUAUCAUUAAGAAAAUCAAAAUCCGUUAAUUGGAUGAGUUUGACGAACGGCUGAUUUCAUGCACAUUUAAUGGAUUUUGAAGUGCAAAGCGAUUCGUUCAAGCAAUUCGGUGCCACCCUUUUUUCAUCGUAUAAUCUAACUUAGCUGAACAACUGUCGAUUUUUAUCCAAUUUGGCUGCACUGUUAUGACAUCAAUCAAUACUCGUAAAUGGCAAGUAAAAAAACUAUUAAUAAACCGCCUAGAAAUAUCAGAAAUCUACUCCAAUUAUCAUUAUAAUGUGUAUGCAUAUAUUAUAUUAUUAAGAGUUUAUAUUUUACAAUGUUCAAUAAAAGCUAUUAUAUAGAUGUAAUGA
Patella vulgata (common limpet) is the source of this 3185-nucleotide messenger RNA. RefSeq lists its product as uncharacterized. NCBI's taxonomy places the organism in Eukaryota, Metazoa, Mollusca, Gastropoda, Patellidae. The record is from RefSeq and is a predicted model, not a curated record. The transcript is spliced from 6 exons. Gene Ontology annotation, molecular function: L-ascorbic acid binding; procollagen-proline 4-dioxygenase activity; iron ion binding. Gene Ontology annotation, cellular component: endoplasmic reticulum. Gene Ontology annotation, biological process: peptidyl-proline hydroxylation to 4-hydroxy-L-proline. Bases 1106 to 1720 code for a protein of 204 amino acids.